AAGCCUACCUAUAUGAGCUGCUUCCAAGCUCAGACCAAUCGAACCAACCAACCAUCGAUCACAAGUCGUCGUCUCAACCAUGGCGAUUUCCUCCAUCAGCUGCUGCCUCAGGACUCCAGCUCCGCCCAAAGAAGCUAGCACUCGUCGUCUCCAACCCACGCCGCCAACCACGCUCACGCCGUGGUCGAGCGGGCUGCGCCGGGCGUGCGCGGCGGCCGCGGCGUGCGCCGUCAUGGGGAUGGCGGACGGCGGCGACAUGGUUCUUGCGCGGGACAGCACGGUCGCCUCGAGGGCGGACGGCGUCGUGGCCGCGCAGGCGCAGGCGCGGGCGCCGCCGCGGUGGAGUGACCGCAGGCAGUGCCCGCCGUGGCGGGCCAACUCGCUGGAGAACAUCGUGCCGGAGAACCUGCCCCGGCCGUCGGCGCGCCGGAGGUUCAACAGCAUCACGGCGGAGGAGAGGACGGCCCCGGCCCUCGCGCCCGGCGCGGUGGCGCCGUUCCUCGCGCUGCACUCCGGCAUGGGCUGUUUCUCCCUCUAGGAAAGUGGCUGGACACUCUGCAAUUGCUGCAGUUGCAUUCGUGUUUAUUUGUAAGGGGGGUGAUUAGAGUAGCAAAAUGGGCACCCGGAUUCAGUUCCAAAUUAGUGAAGAUUGUACUGGUUUGUAUAGAGAAAUAAUUUGCCCCACUCGUCAAUAUUACUUAUUCGCUAGAGUGGGAGAACAAAAAAUAAACAACAGACGGGCAAGAUUCUUGUGUGACAGUUUCUUUAUUUUUUGCUCUUAAAUGAGCUAAUUCUACCA
Messenger RNA from Phragmites australis (common reed), 799 nucleotides. RefSeq names its product protein CHLOROPLAST VESICULATION-like. The record is from RefSeq and is a predicted model, not a curated record. The transcript has 2 exons. The coding region runs from base 80 to 538 and encodes 152 amino acids. Lineage: Eukaryota; Viridiplantae; Streptophyta; Magnoliopsida; Poales; Poaceae.